AUGUCCGGAAUUAGUAAAGCCUGCUGCACGAUCCCUCCCGUUGUUUCCAAGGGCUAUCAGGCCAAGGGAGAAUACAAGACCAUCAAUGGCUUGAAGACCUACGUCACCGGCCCAGAAUCGGCUUCCAAGGCUAUUCUGGUGAUAUACGACAUCUUCGGCUUCUUCGACCAAACCAUCCAAGGUGCCGAUAUUCUCGCAACCUCAAACGACCAGAAAUAUCGCGUCUUCAUCCCCGACUUCUUCGAGGGCAAGCCUGCCAACAUCUCCGAUUACCCGCCUACCACCGACGAGCAAAAGAAGAGGCUGGGCGACUUCUUCUCAACCAAGGCUGCGCCGCCCAAUACCCUCUCCAAGAUCCCGAAUGUCGUGGCCGAAGCCAACAAGCUGGCCCCCGGUGGCCAGUUCGGGUCCUGGUCGAUUCUUGGCUUCUGCUGGGGCGGAAAGAUCGCUUCUUUGUCCUCUGGCGCUGAUAACAAGAUCUUCAAGGCCGCUGUGCAGUGCCACCCGGCUAUGGUCGAUGCCAAUGAUGCCAAGACGGUGAACAUUCCCAUGGCCAUGCUUGCUUCGAAAGAUGAGCCUGUUCAAGACGUCAAGGAUUAUGAGGCAAGUCUGAAUGUCCCGAAGUAUUUUGAAAUCUUCCCGACUCAGAUUCAUGGCUGGAUGGCUGCGCGGUCGGACCUUGAGAACCCUGAGGUUCGUAAGGAGUAUGAGCGUGGUUACAAGACCGUUCUUGAGUUCUUGCAUCAGCAUGCGUAA
This is a messenger RNA of Penicillium bovifimosum, 756 nucleotides long. RefSeq names its product dienelactone hydrolase family protein. The transcript is spliced from 4 exons. Gene Ontology annotation, molecular function: hydrolase activity. The record is from RefSeq and is a predicted model, not a curated record. Bases 1 to 756 code for a protein of 251 amino acids. Lineage: Eukaryota; Fungi; Ascomycota; Eurotiomycetes; Eurotiales; Aspergillaceae.